Penicillium digitatum Pd1 is the source of this 978-nucleotide messenger RNA. Its product is annotated as putative MFS transporter. NCBI's taxonomy places the organism in Eukaryota, Fungi, Ascomycota, Eurotiomycetes, Eurotiales, Aspergillaceae. The record is from RefSeq and is a predicted model, not a curated record. Gene Ontology annotation, biological process: transmembrane transport. Gene Ontology annotation, cellular component: membrane. Gene Ontology annotation, molecular function: transmembrane transporter activity.
AUGUAUCUCUCGUGCUUCAUCGAUCGAGCCAAUGUUGGCAACGCUAAACUGGCCGGAUUCGAUGAGGACCUUGGCCUCGUAGGCCAUGAUUACAACGCCGUGCUCUCGAUCUUCUUUAUCGCAUACAUUAUUUUUGAAAUCCCUAGCAACCUCAUGUGCAAAUUUGUCGGGCCUGGAUGGUGGCUUCCAGUAAUAACAUUGGGAUUUGGUAUCUGUUCGGUCGCCACAGCUUUUGUGAAUGAUAUGGCAAGCGCAUCUGGUGUGCGCUUUCUUUUGGGUGCGUUCGAGGCAGGACUCAUGCCUGGGAUUGCAUACUAUCUCUCACGUUGGUAUCGACGAGGUGAGCUUGCCUUCCGCCUGUCUUUGUAUAUCGUCAUGGCUCCCCUCGCUGGAGCGUUCGGUGGCCUUCUGGCCUCAGGCAUUCUCAAGCUUGAUCAUUUCGGUUCUCUCCGUAGCUGGCGUAUGAUCUUCGCGAUUGAGGGCAUCAUCACUAUUGGAAUCGGUCUCAUCGCAUUCUUGACAUUGACUGACCGACCUGAGACAGCCAAAUGGCUCUCCCAGGAAGAGAAGGAUUUGGCCAUUGCCCGUGUCAAAUUGGAACGUGUUGGCGCGACAGAGGUUCUUGACAAGCUUGAUGUAGCCAAGACACUGCGCGGCGUCUUCAGCCCAGUUACGCUCGUGACCGGGAUGAUUUUCAUGUUAGAUAACAUUACCGUUCAGGGUCUAGGAUUCUUUGCGCCUACCAUUGUCAAAACCAUCUACCCUAAUGGCAGUGCAGUGUCUCAACAACUGCACACUGUGCCUCCGUAUGUUAUUGGUGCAUUUUUCACUUUGCUAUUCCCCUAUCUCAGUUGGCGAUUUGACCAUCGCCUUAUAUUCUUCAUCAUCAGCCCGCCGCUUAUGAUGACUGGUAAGUCAGAACUCCUUGGUCAACAUCCAACAUAUGAGCACUACAAGGAAUUUCUGGUUCCAGGCUAA